Rhinolophus ferrumequinum (greater horseshoe bat) is the source of this 3759-nucleotide messenger RNA. RefSeq names its product synaptotagmin like 4 (gene SYTL4). The coding region runs from base 230 to 2248 and encodes 672 amino acids. NCBI's taxonomy places the organism in Eukaryota, Metazoa, Chordata, Mammalia, Chiroptera, Rhinolophidae. Gene Ontology annotation, cellular component: plasma membrane; exocytic vesicle. The record is from RefSeq and is a predicted model, not a curated record. Gene Ontology annotation, biological process: exocytosis; intracellular protein transport. The transcript is spliced from 17 exons. Gene Ontology annotation, molecular function: neurexin family protein binding; small GTPase binding; phospholipid binding.
GAGCCGGCCCGGGGGGCAGGGGUGGGGCCGGAGCUCCUAGCGGGAACUGCGCCCUCCGAGGCGUCGAGUCACCUUUUCGCCGGUUCCUCUGGCAGUGCCCGGCCAUUGCGCGUGGUAUUGUCCCCGUACUCCUUACGGACCUCAGGCGGCCCGCCACAGGCAACUCUGGUAGCUCUCCUGGUCUGGUCGCUUCACAGAAAGAAGAGUAGAAGAAAAAAUAGAAUAAGUCAUGUCGGAGAUCCUUGACCUCUCUUUUCUGUCUGAUGUGGAAAGAGAUUUGAUCCUUAGUGUUCUACAAAGAGACGAGGAGCUCCAGAAAGCAGAUGAGAAAAGGAUUAGGCGAUUGAAGAAUGAGUUACUGGAGAUAAAAAGGAAAGGAGCCAAGAGGGGCAGCCAACACUAUAGUGAUUGGACCUGUGCCCGGUGCCAGGAGAACCUGGGCCGUUUGACUCCUAAGACCAAUACUUGUCGGGGUUGUAAUCACCUGGUAUGCUGGGACUGCCGUAUCCAGGAAAGCAAUGGUACCUGGAGGUGCAAAGUGUGCGCCAAGGAGAUAGAGCUGAAGAAGGCAACUGGAGACUGGUUUUAUGACCAGAAAGUGAAUCGAUUUGCUUACCGCACAGGCAGUGAGAUAAUCAGGAUGUCCCUGCGCCGGAAACCUGCAGUGAAUAAAAGAGAGACAGUGAGACAGUCCCUCCUUCAUCAGUCACAGAUGGGUGAUGUCUGGCCGGGAAGAAAGAUCAUUCAGGAACAACAGAAGGUGUCCAGUGUGCCAUUUGAAGUGCCCAAGCUGAAAAGUGGAAAGAAUGCACUGGAGGCAGAGCGUGAGAGUCUGGAUAGCUACACGGCUGACUCAGAUAGCACGUCCAGAAGAGACUCUCUGGAUAAAUCUGGUCACUUUCCAGAAUGGAAGAAGAUGUCUGCCCCCAAAUCUCAAGUGGGAAAGGAAACUCAGUCUGGGGGUCAAAAUGUGGUAUCAGUCGAUGAGGGUGACAUGAUAUUCAAGAAGAACACCAGAAAAAUCCUCAGGCCUUCAGAAUACACUAAAUCUGUGAUUGAUCUUCGCCCGGAAGAUGUGGGGCAUGAAAGUGGAUCCUUGGGAGACAGAAGCAAAUCUGUCCCAGGCCUCAGCGUGGAUAUGGAAGAGGAAGAGGAGGAAGAAGAAGACAUUGACCACCUGGUGAAGUUGCAUCGCCAAAAGCUAGCCAGAAGCAGCUUGCGAAGUGGCUCUUCCAUGAGUACAAUUGGCAGCAUGAUGAGCAUCUAUAGCGAAGCUGGCGAUUUCGGGAACAUCUUUGUGACUGGCAAGAUUGCCUUUUCCCUGAAGUAUGAGCAGCAAACACAGACUCUGGUCAUCCACGUGAAGGAGUGCCACGAGCUGGCCUAUGCCGAUGAAGCCAAGAAGCGCUCUAAUCCAUACGUGAAGACUUAUCUUCUGCCUGACAAGUCCCGGCAAGGAAAAAGAAAAACCAGCAUCAAGCGGGACACCAUCAAUCCGCUAUAUGAUGAGAUCUUCAGUUAUGAGAUCCCAGAAUCUCUCCUGGCCCAGAGGACAUUGCAGUUCUCGGUUUGGCAUCAUGGUCGUUUUGGCAGAAACACUUUCCUUGGAGAGGCAGAGGUCCAGAUGGAUUCCUGGAAGCUUGAUAAGAAACUGGAUCAUUGCCUCCCUUUGCAUGGAAAGAUCAGUGCUGAGUCCCCGACUGGCUUGCUAUCACACAAAGGCGAGUUGGUGGUUUCAUUGAAAUACAUCCCAGCCUCCAAACUCCCUGUUGGAGGUGACCGGAAAAAGAGUAAAGGUGGGGAAGGGGGAGAGCUCCAAGUGUGGAUCAAAGAAGCCAGGAACCUGACGGCUGCCAAAUCAGGAGGGACCUCAGACAGCUUUGUCAAGGGAUACCUCCUUCCCAUGAGGAACAAGGCCAAUAAGCGUAAAACUCCUGUGAUGAAGAAGACCCUGAAUCCCCACUACAACCACACAUUUGUCUACAAUGGAGUGAGGCUGGAAGAUCUACAACACAUGUGCCUGGAACUGACUGUGUGGGACCGGGAGCCCCUGGCCAGCAAUGACUUCCUGGGAGGGGUCAGGCUGGGGGUUGGCACUGGAAUCAGUAAUGGGGAAGUGGUGGACUGGAUGGACUCGACUGGGGAAGAAGUGAGCCUGUGGCAGAAGAUGCGACAGUACCCAGGGUCUUGGGCGGAAGGGACUCUGCAGCUUCGUUCCUCGAUGGCCAAGCAAAAGCUGGGCUUAUGAGUACCUGCCCUUCUCUGCAGGCCAAGCCCUGACCAGGGAAAAUCAGAGGAAGUGAAGAAACCAAGAGCAAAGAUUUAUAAUUUAAUGUGUGUGUGUGUUAUGUAUGUGUGUGUGUACAAACAUGUAUUUCUACAGGUCUCAUUGUGGUAGAGUGAUGCAGACUUGUUCCCCUUUUGAAAGUGGGCUCAAAAAUUAGGAUCUCUUCAAAAUGUUUUUAUUUGUGCAUAAUCUAGUAUACUUUCAGAGUCCUUUGUUUCUUAUAUCUUUCCGAGGCUUAAUUAACUUAUAAAAUCUUCUAAAACAAUGUUUUAUCUCCCGCCUUACUAUCCAUGUUCCUACUCCCCCGGGAAGCCAUGGCUACCUCUGGCAUUAGUACCAAUCUAUGUUUCAAGGUAUUCCUGGUCUGAGGCCAAGGCUCUGGGAAGCAGGGUUGGGUUACUAAUGAGGAGAAGACGAGAGAGAGGUGAGUAGGCCCUCUCCUUCUCUAAUGUGUGCUUUUAACUCAUUUUCUGCCUUGAUGCAUUAAAGGAACUUGGAUUGUAACUUCUCUUGUUUUUAAGCACUUUCUACCUUGCUUGAGUCUAAUGGUUUUCUUUGAAAUGUUAAUAAAAUUCUUCAGUUCCUUCUGGUUUUAGAAACCUUCACUAGACCUUAUAAUGGAGCUGCUUUAGAAAAGCACUUUAAUUAAAUCAUGGCCUUUUGAUGGAGUCAUGGACAUGCCCAGCAAGUGCUUCUUGGUGAUCCCAUAGGACCAGAGUGACUGAGGGUGAAGUGUCUUCCAGUCUGUGUUGAAUUCUUUGCAUUUAAACUGAUACAACAGUUGUUGGAGAACUCCUCAUUUCUCUAAUGAAAGGCAAGACAUCUUCACUCUCAUCAUGUACCACAUCUUUCUUAGCAUUUGUGUCCGCGAUAUGUUACCACACAGACUAUGGUCUCUAUACCAUGAUGCCAGCCAGAAUAGCCAAGUACUGUCUAAACUGGUCCAGUGUUUCUCCAGGUCGGGUACUGUUAGUGCUCCAAGAGAAUGUGUUCAGAGAAUCUCCCAGUUACUCUGACUUCCUUCUUGAAGUGAGUUCAGUUCUUAUUUCUUCUAUUGUUUCCUAAACUUGACCUACAUGUAACAUGGGCGCAGUGUCUUGAGACCUUUCUAAGUAAGGGUCUGGUGAUCUAAGGUUCAUUUUCUGAAACUCACUGUUCCAAAAUGACCUUUUUAUUCCUCCAAGUCUAUCUACACAAAGUCGUUUGUGAAAGGAGUCUCUAUGAGAGAAGAAAUCCCUGUCAGUCCAUUUGGCUCCUAGCUGACUCUCCUAGGAGGCCACUGGAUUGAGGGCAGCUGGAUGGUUUCUGUUGUAUGUAUGAAUUGAAUGGAGGAGUGUUUUUAAAAGGUUUAUUUGGUGUGGAUUGAUAUUGUAAUGGAAGGCAUAACUUGGGAUCCUGGGCUGUAACUUGAUCCUUUGUUCUCCAUCCCCUGAAAUGUGUGUGUUCUUCAAUAAAGUGUUUUCAUUAGUCAA